AUGGUGUCUAGAUCAGUGAGGGACAGAAGUUCAGACAAGGGAGGAUCGAUGACUGACAACCGCAAGCGCAAGUCUGUCUUCAGACAAGCGAAAGAAGAUCGCGAAGAGAAUGAGUCAGAUCACUCGGACGAAGAAGUGAUCAUCUCACAUGCUGGCAGGAGUCUGGUGCAACCCAGCAGAAAUCACGGAAGACUGAUGCAAGUGAUCGAAAGUCAAGGCAUGAAACUGAACACAGGAGAGGCAGGGAAUCCCAGCAUGUCUUCCAAGACAGCUCACAAGCAUUUGUCUGAGAAGGAGUCCAAGAAGCGGACGAUCGAGGAGGAGGUCAGCGAGGAAGAGCCUGUUGAGGCAUCAGUUGCGAAGAAGUCAAAGAAGGAGCAGGUGGAGAAGAAAUCUGCUCGAAGCCCUCAUGCUUCACAUCACCGCAAGAGUGAGCGUGCAAGUAAGGUCCACGAUGAUCAGCCGGCAGCUUCCAAGAAGUCUUCCAAGUCGGAGAGACCGUCCAAAGCUGAGGCUGGCAAAGAUCUCCCGGCCCAUGAUGGCGAGGCCAAGCUUCCCGAGUACAAGAGCAACUUCUCAAAGCUGGUCCUUCACGAGGAGAUUCCUGCUGACCUUCCGGUUCCGUUUGACUUGGCGCGACGCGGUUUGGUUGGUGAUGUGGAGGAUGCGCAGGAGCCUCGGAGACUGCAGAAGCUGCUCGAACUCAUCGUAGAAGCUGAGACGGCGAGUGUGAGGCGUGUCUAUGGCCACGAGGCUCCACAACUGGUCGAGGCCUUCGAGGAAAUCUGCGCUCAGUUCAUCAUGGAGACAGAGAGAGUGACGAUCAACAAGAUGAAGCGUCUCUCCAACCACCGGCUGCCUGCUCAGACCGCUUACGCACGAGGAGAGGUUGAGAGGCCAAAGCCAAACCCUCUCAACGACCAGCGGACAGCUGAGGAGGCAGAGCUGAAGGCGCUGCUGGCCAAGUUCCAGGAGGAGGAGAGGAAGUGGGAGAGCGUGUACGAGGCGUCGACCAAAGUGAAAGACACGGAUGAGAAAUUCGCCAAGCUCCCCAAGAGCGGAACUAUGCUCCCGUCCUCCCAUCCCCUGAUGCAGGAGUUGAGCAUCAUGGACAGAAACCUUCUCCUCAGUCAGAAUGGCUGCUCAGAAUUCCCAGACCUCAUUGAGUGGGCAAGGAACUUCAUCAACACUGGAAUGGACAGGAUGCGAAGCGCUGUCGCGAGCGCGGAGGAGAAGUCGGAGAAGCUUCAGAGCCUGCAGGAGAGCAUGGUCAAGUCCAUGAGGCAGACCAUCCUGCGGCCUUACAUGAAAAUGUCGAACCCCAAGGAUCUUGUCAAGGCUGUUACGAUCUGA
Molecule: messenger RNA, 1353 nt
Organism: Guillardia theta CCMP2712
Lineage: Eukaryota; Cryptophyceae; Pyrenomonadales; Geminigeraceae
Exons: 18
Coding region: 1-1353 (450 amino acids)
Source: RefSeq, a predicted model, not a curated record